Molecule: messenger RNA, 852 nt
Organism: Prunus armeniaca (apricot)
Lineage: Eukaryota; Viridiplantae; Streptophyta; Magnoliopsida; Rosales; Rosaceae
Source: the annotation of a GenBank genome assembly
AUGAUUAAGAACAAGGAGGAUAGAGUUUAUAGACUCAAGAAGGCAUUAUAUGGCAUUAAGCAAGCAACAAAAGCUUGGUAUGAAGAAAUCAACUCUUAUUUCACAAAGGCUGGUUUUCAAAGAAGUCCUAGUGAAGCAACAUUGUAUGUGAAGACUACAGACAAUGGAAUACUCAUUGUUUCUCUAUAUGUGGAUGAUAUUAUUUACAUUGGAAGUUCAAAAGAAUUGAUGAUGGAGUUCAAAACGGAGAUGAUGAAACAAUAUGAAAUGACUGACUUUGGGUUAUUGCAUCAUUUUUUGAGGUUAGGUGUGAUACAAACUGAGUCUUACAUCUUUUUACAUCAGAAAAAGUAUGCAAAGACAUUGCUGGAUAAGUUUGGUUUCAAAGAUUGUAAACCAGUUGCUACUCCUCUUGCAGUGAAUGGAAAACUGUCUAAGAUGGAUAAGAGGAGUGAUCAAGCUGAUGAAAGUGUAUAUAGGCAGAUAGUUGGAAGCAUGCUAUACUUGACUGCAAUAAGACUAGAUAUCAUGUUUGCAGCAAGUCUUUUGGCUAGAUUUAUGCAUGGUCCCACCAAAAAACAUAUAGGAACUUCCAAGAGAGUACAUAGAUACAUUCAAGGCACACUUGAUUAUGGUAUAGCAUAUGAGAAAGGGAAAGAAACAAUGCUUAUUGGCUACUGUGAUAGUGAUUGGUCAGGGAGUGAGGAUGACAUGAAAAGCACAUCUAGAUAUGCAUUUAGUCUUGGAUCAGGUGCAUUUUCUUGGGCAUCUGUCAAGCAAAGCAGUGUUGCACUAUCCACUGCAGAUGCUGAAUAUGUUAGUGCAGCAGAAGCCACUGCACAAGCAAUCUAG